Molecule: messenger RNA, 7416 nt
Organism: Homarus americanus (American lobster)
Lineage: Eukaryota; Metazoa; Arthropoda; Malacostraca; Decapoda; Nephropidae
Product: gamma-tubulin complex component 6-like
Exons: 27
Coding region: 536-6001 (1821 amino acids)
Biological process (GO): microtubule nucleation; mitotic cell cycle; spindle assembly
Cellular component (GO): gamma-tubulin complex; equatorial microtubule organizing center; spindle pole
Molecular function (GO): microtubule minus-end binding; gamma-tubulin binding
Source: RefSeq, a predicted model, not a curated record
AAACGCAAUAUUCGAAAACUUUGGCGCCAAUGAGUGGACCAUUAUCGAUCCCUUGAGAGUUAUCCAUGUAAGGGCUUGUUUAUAGGUAGGUAAGCCUUAUUUAAACACAUAGAUCUUCCCUGUGAAUGUUACAAGACUUGGGUUGAACCUUAAUAUUAGAGAAAAGUGAAGUAAGUGUAGAAAUAUGAUAGGAAUGAAGACCACCAACUUGAUUACUUGCAAGAUGGCGUAGAAGGUUGUAAGGGAGCAGCAACACACAGCCUGGGUGGUUGGUCAGGUUGCCAUCCGGGGGAAGUUUAAAGGCAGGAAGAGCCACCCCACCCACCCUUACCCCCUCCCCCCUCCCUUACCCCCUCCCCCAGGCAGAUGGAGGGGAGGUAACGCGAGGCAACAGACGUGGACGCCCUGAGCCAACACCCACCUUCGGCAGAUCACCUCAACUUUAAACUCAGGUGUUAUUCCACAGCUGGCCGCCGGUCCGUCCUCUCAAAGAACAACGGGUCGUUAGGUGGUGGUGUCCCUGGUGUGAGGUAAAAUGCACAACCUACCCCUGCCGAGAGAACUGAUUAAUAAUGAGGAUGGUCCUUCCAGUAAUGCCGCCCCAAACACGAGCCCAAAAAAUAUAUUGAAUAACACACAAGUACGCGAUACACCAGCUGUUGAAAGUACAAUAUGUCUUGUGAAUCAGUUAGCUGCAUACUUCGGCGAGAAUUGUCGAAAAGGUGUUUAUAUUCGAGACAAGGUCAAGGAAAAUGACCUCCAGCGAAGACUAAAGAAAUUGGUUUACUCAGUCUUGCUCACAUAUAGGAAAGAUUAUGACACAGAAAACACUGUGGUAAAGCUGACUGAGUUGGAGGAGGUCAUAUGGCAGACAUUUGUGUUGCGUCAUCACCGCAGAUAUGAUGAUGGAAACUCCCUUGACAAAUGUUUGCAGUUUUUGAAAGAACGUGGUCACUUGGAGGCUGGUAGUGACAUACGAAGUGUGUUGAAGUUCCUCGUGGCCCUCAAGGGCUUUGGUGGAGAUAUUAAGAAGAAACCAACUCUUGCUGAACUAACUCCAAGGAUUGUUCAUGUUGGAAAGAACCAGCCCAGGUUCCUGCCCGCUGGCCCACUACAAUAUGGAGACACAUUCCUGCAGUCUGCUGAAUAUAGGCCCCACUACAUGCACUUCCCUCCGGAGAUAUUUUGUGUGUCAUCCUCAGCUAAUGAGGAAAUGGAUGAAAACAGGAAUAUUUCUCCAUUUGGAAUUAAACCCAUUAUGGAACUCAGUAAGGCUCUGCCAGGAACUGGGGUUAGUCCCUUGCUCAUGGGAAGAAGCCAGAGUGACUCAAGUGGCAAAAUCUUGGGAGCGUUGUUGCAGGAACAUAGUGGGGAGGUGACACCUGAUGCUGUUCUGUGUAUUCCUGAGCUUCCUAGCAAUGCCCAAGGGUACAGCUAUUUCAGCCAUCUUCCCAAUACCUUGCUGUCAUCAUCUCCAACACCUCCAAGUGCAGUUGGGAGUGAUGAGGGAUAUGCAUCAUCUCGAGCAGCUAACCUCCAGACUCCUGAAGAUGACAUAGGAGAUGUAUGGGAAACAGUCCUUCAAGGUCCACCCCUUACCUCUCGUCGCACCUGGGAAACCUUAGACCAUGUUCCUCUGAACAAGGAAAAAUUAUUCAUUACUGAAGCAGGACCAGAAUCUUCUCACCACAUUUGGUUGUUGUAUCAGGAGCUGUGGGGAAGUCUUGGAGAUCAUCAUGUACCAACCCUUUAUGUAAGAUCAAUGAAAGAACUCUGUCAAGAUCUCUUGAAUCUCAUGAUUGGUGUGCCUUCACGCAGCUUCCUUUGGUCUUCAGAGUCAGAGAGCUUCUGUGUGAAGGAUGGCCUCUGCUACCCUGGUGUAACUCCUGAACAUCUUCGAGGGUCACUUAUGCCCUUUGUUGAAUGUGGUACUCUUGUGCGCAGGUUGGAAGUGGUGUGUGCUACUCCUACAUUUGACACACAGCAAGUACUAACACAAGGCUCAGUGUAUCGGUCAUUUACUGUGGCCAUAUCUAAGGUGCUACAAGUUUACAGAGGUACCGUGUUUUCAUUUAGCGGGGAAACUCACCUUCCCAAGUUUCAAGAGAGAGCGCGACAUUUGUUAAAGAAAAUCAGAUUUGUUGCCCAUCUGUGUCAUAUUUCUUUAAACUGUUACAAAGUUGGGGAUACACCUGGACUCACAUCAAACAAGAAGGCAACAGAUCUUAAUAACUCCACCAGACCACAACACACGUUAGGUGUUGGAGAGCCCCACCAAGAAAUGUUGAGGGGUCUUAAUCUGCUUGGGGAGUUACUGAAUCAAAUUAUUGUUACCAAGGACCAAGCCUGUCUACUGUUACUUGUAUCUAUCUUUAAGAACUCUUGUGCACCAUUCUUUCAAUACUUAGAGGACUGGAUAUAUGAUGGUGUGUGCUUAGACCCCGGGCUAGAAUUUAUGAUUGAUGUUGAUGGAAGAUCAUUACUAAGACGUGAUAGAAGCUACUGGACGAAGGGUUAUACUCUACGUGAUCAGUCAUCUGUUCCUCCCUUCCUGAGGGAUGUGCUACAGGAAGCUUUUACCUGUGGCAAAGCUCUUAAUUUGCUCAAGCUUUGUUCUGUAAAGAAUCAUCUUGUCCAGAAUGGAAGCACCAAACAUCCAAGUUUACAGUUAUGUAUAUCAGGCGAAGAGUUAGAGCAGAUGCGACGUGAGUGUGAGGUCUAUGCUGCACACAUGGAUCAUAUGGCAGCACAAAAACAGGUUACAGCUCACCAGAAGGCAGAGAAGGAAAGGGAAGAGAAUCAGCGCUUGAGUGCAUUAUCAUCAAAAAAGCACGCAGCCAUCAUUAAGGAAAUUGAGAAGAAGCUGGAAGAUGUCCACCAGAGUGAGGCAGCACAGAAGAGGGUCCAGUUAAAAGAAUUAAAAGAAGAAAUGUUGAAAGCUGAAUUGAGAAAGCGAGAGGAGAAACAGUGGGAACGGGAUGAAAAUCGUAAGAUUGCCCUGGUGUUGGAGGAGAAAGAGGCAGAGCAACAAAGGGGGGAAGAAAAAUUGAGGGUUCAAAUGGAAUUAUUCUAUCGUCAAAAGAUGUUUGCUGCGGAACGUAGUGAGGCUCUCGCUCGCUGGCGAAUGAGGCGAUGUCAACUUAAUGAAGCUCGCAAGCAAUUCUUCCUCCACAGUGAUUGGUCUGCACAGCAAAUAGAUGCUGAGACUCUGAAGCUACAAGAAACAGAAAAUAAGUCUGAUGCUGAAGACAUAUGCAGUACUGAAGAGACAGCAGAUGAUGUGUCACAAGUUACUGUUCGGUGUUUAGUGUCUGAUGUUCCACAUUUAGAGCAAGGUGCCCAGCACAGAACUCUUCCCAGAAACCUAUUAAAUAUUAACUCUGAGACAUGUAUACAAAAGCUGGUAAACAUAAAUGAAAAUCUUGUUGUACAAUAUCCUGAUGAUAUUAAAGAUAGUCCCAAUCAAGAAUUUUCCUCGGUUUCUGAUAUGACACCGUCAUUGAUGAGUACUUCAUCAGACUUUGUAGAUACACCUCAUGAUGAAAAUCUUCCAGACUUUGAGGUUGAUCUCAAAAGAUCUGUAAGUUUUGAGAAGAAUUUUAGAGAGAACAGGUAUUCUGGUGCAUACACAAAAAGUUCUGUUGAGUCUGUACUUUAUGAUAGAUCAGAGGAUGUUGGUGCUCAGAGAAAUAAAUUGCCAACAUAUAUGUCAACUUCAAAUAGUAAAGUUGAGGCUUCAGUCAAUAAGAAGAGAGUUUUGGAGGAAGAGUUUGGAAUCAUCAGUGAGAGUACAGAAGGUGCCCAUGGAAUUGUGACAAAGGACAUUAAAAAUCAAUCCACAGCUGACAGGAUCUUUGGAGAAUCAAUGCUCCAUAAUCCAAGACUGACGGCUGAAAAGAAUCAUAAUAAGGUUCUCAAGGAAGAAUUUGGCAUCAAUGAUUGUGUGAGAGAAACUGCAACAGCCCAAGAUGCCAAUGCUAACUUUGCAACAAUUGGUGUCUCAGGGAUAAAUCAUGGAGAGGAUGAUGAAAAUGGAAACUUAGAAGGCAACCAUCAUACAUUCCAAGCAGAUGAUAUUAAUGCUAAUUUGGCUUCUGGAAUCUCAAGUUCAGCUUCUCCCAAGAUUAAUGAUUUUGAGGAUCCCAAUGCAAAUAUAGCUGCUUUAACAGAUAAUGUUCCUGUAAUUGAUAAGAAUGAAACUGAAGGAAAACAUACUCUUGGUAUAAGGGUCGGUGAAGAUGAGGACAAUGGUAACACUGUUCCCCAGAAUAUGAAUGAAGUUAUGUCACAAUAUGAGGAGAGAUGUACUCAGGCAGCUGCCAUUAAGCAAAGGGUACUUAAUGAAGAAUUUCACUCCACCACAGUGAACAAAAAUACAUUGAAUAUCUUGAGAUCCAAACCAGUACCUUCCUCACUCGCUGCAAAAAAUAAACAGAAAGUUCUUGAAACUGAAUAUGGAAUAUCACAGGUGGAAGUAGCCACUCCAAGAGAAGAGAGGCCUACAAUAUCUUACAGUCGACAAGUAUCAGCCGCCAGCACUUCCAGCUACAAGUCAUGCUCUUUUUAUGAGAGACAAACUUCUGGCUCAACAGCUUUUACAACACCAGAUGAAGAGAGGCCAAUCCUUAUUGAUCAGGUGGGUGGAGAAGUGCUGAAGGAACGGGGGAGGAGCAUCCAUGGCCAUGCAUCGGAUGCUGUUAUUCAUAAACUCCUCUGGAAACAUGAACCCCUGUUGUCGCCUGCUCAACCAGACCUUGAUAUGAGCCCAAUGGAUGACCUGCUGUCUGCUGUUAAAAACUCUGUGGUCUGCAAAGCUGAGCCGUACAAUGUGGAGAAUCUAAAACUAAUGGGUUGUGAGCCUCUCCUGGACAUAACUGGGACUGCUCUGAAUGGAAGACCAAAUACCAGACAGCCAGGAUCCAAGGAACUACCUCCUUCUCCAACUACCAAUGAGCUGUCUUGUGCACCUAUUUAUUUUAUUCGCUCGAUCAGAAUGCACUUAGCAACACAGAGUCGGCUGGUUAAUGAAAGUCUCUUGAGUGAAGUGUUAGUACAAGAAAGUCUUCUGGACCAUUUUUCUGCCCUCCGAGCACUUCUCUUGUUACACGAUGCUCACUUUGCUCGUGCAUUAACUUUAAAUCUCUUCAAUAAGGUGGGUACAAUAAGCACCCCUGCUGCAUUGCUGGUACCUGUGGAGUUGAAUAAUAUCCUUAACAAAUCAGUAUCAGAGUCUUGCUGGAGCACAAGUUCACUGGCUGAGAAUCUCUCCUUUGCGGUAACCAACAUUCCCCCAUCAUUCACACACGCAGCAAGUGUUGUAGACUGCCUUGAGCUGAGGUACCACGUACGCUGGCCCCACACUCUAAUUUUGGACGAUACCACCUUGGCCUCAUACUCUCGAGUGUGGACUUUCCUGGCGUCUCUACACUAUAGUAUUUUGGCUGCUGAUGAUCUCUUCCGUCACUUAUCAUGUGUUUGUCGGCAGGACAAGAAUGAUAAUUUCCUAAGGUGUCCUCAGUACCAUCAAGUUUGUCUGUAUCGCCAUGAAAUGCACCAGUUUCUGCUAGUUGUACAGGCUUAUGUUAUUAGUCAGGUUCACCAAAUCAGCUGGAGCAAAUUUGAAAAAAAAUUACAUGAAAAGGUGUCAUCAUUGGACGAGUUGUAUGACCUUCAUAAUUCUCUAAUAAACUCCAUUAUCUCAAGGUGUUUCCUGACACGGAAUAGUGCUGUGGUUCAUCAGCUAGUGAAGGAUGUAUUCUCGCUGAUGCUGCGUUUCCGCUCUCAAUACCUCUCCCAUACUUGGCAAGCUAACAGUCAGACUGGUGUGAUGGAGCACCCUGCAUUUAAUUCUCUCAAGACCACCCACCAGGAGUUUCAGAAGCAUGCUGUAUUCCUGCACAAAUUGUUGGUGAAGGUUGGACAACGAAUCAAGAUGGAAUCCUGCCAACAAGACCUUCUCAACAGACUAGAUUUCAAUGGCUUUUACUCCAUGCAGGGUUGAUUAUUUUUAAUGACUUCAGAACACAUUCAAAAGUGCUGAAUAUAUCUGAUAAGUGUUAAAAUUGUAGUAUUGAAUACUGUACUAGGAAUCUGCUGUUGUGUAUAAAUGCUGGUCUGUAAUUGCUUAUUGGAAAACAUUCACCAAAAUACAGUACAGUACUGUGUAAGGUCUUAUCCAGUUUACUGGUUGUCGAGUACAAGUUUUCUCUCAUAAGGGCUUCUGUGAUGUGGAGGUAUAUAGCAUAUUGAACUAUCUUUAAUAUUUUUGAUCAUUACACCUAUGUUACCAUCACAAAGAUUGUUUGGGUGUAUCAUGCUGGAGAUGCAAGGUGAUGAUACAUCAUGGCAGUGUAGUGCCUUCUAUAUACAGUAUUGUACUGUGUUAUUCAGAAAUAUCUGUAUAGUGAUAUCCCCGUUAGCCAGAAGAACUGGUGUAGAGCUCUUCCGAGGUUGAGAGAUUUCUAGGUACCGAGACGACUCUCAAACCCAGAAAAAUCCCACAUCCCUGGAAUUUUCCGGGUAGUUGUCUUUUUUCUAUGUUGGAGUCUAUAAGUGGGUUUAACUGAAGUAAGUACAGUAUUGUUACUCAUGGUGAGGCUAUUGAUAUCAUUUACAGUCAUAAAACAUCUUCCUGAAUUCCAAGAAGUUAAACCCAAGCAACAGUGUUCAGCCUAACCAGAUUACAUGAUAUUAUGGGAGAAUCUACUUAUUAAAUUACAUGAUAUUUUUAAGACACCAAACAGCUUCAUAUCAAAAAUUUUUUUACAAUUGUGUACGAGAUAAAACUAGUCAUCAACAUUCAAAAAUUUGGAUAAGACAAUACCUCACAAAUGUUUUCCAAGAAUAACACUUGGAAGCCAGCACGGCUCUCCACAAACUAAGUCCUAGUACAGUAUGCACUACCACAAUGGCCACAGUUACCAGAGCAUUUCACAGAACUGACUUGACCAUGCAACACUGCAGAUGAUGUCCUCAUGGAAGCAGGACAGACUGGAGUAUUUAUGUUGAAACUUUCAGGAACCUGAUGUUUAGAUUCCCCCGUGAAAACAUAUACAGUAUAGGUAGGUAAUGAAAAAUUGAGACACAGUAAGGAUGGAUAAAUUGUUGGUUCAAGAAAUUAGAUACUAAUUAAAUACCGUAUGGCUUUUUGGCAACAAGGUAGAAGAAACUUGAAGCAUCAUUUAUUAGUACAGUAGUUGAGAUAUUCAUGGCCUUUAUAGGGGUCAGACAUAUAUUGUGAUUUACUUGUGCAUUAGCUUUGUUUCAUAAAAUAAAUUAAUAAGAGAGUAGAGGAGUUUGAAGAUUCAAUUUGUGAUAUUUCAUUACAUUAAGUAUAAUUUAGGAGUCGGAAGGCAUUGAAUUUAUCUCUUAAGCUCCAACUGUUAAAAAAUAUACAUAUCUAUAUUAUGCUGUUCA